CGAUGCACACAACUAAAUUUGUGUCUUGCACUUAAAAAUACUGGGACUUGUUCAUAAUGGCAUACAGCAGUUUACCUGAUGCUCGUAGACUUCAAUAGGGUGAGAGGCAGGGAGAUCUGAAGGGCAUCUCUAUUUGACGCCGGUGGACGCCGCAGCCCGAUCAUGCUGUCCGUCCGGCUCGUGACCGCCGACCACGCGAUGGCCGAGCCGGCGCACGGCUGGGACGCCACCUACUCCGAGUUCCGCGGCCGCCGCGUCACCGCCGUGCCCGUCAUCCGCGUGUUCGGCGCCACGCCGGACGGCACCAAGGCGUGCAUGCAUGUGCACGGCGUGCUGCCGUACUUCUACGUGCCGUUCGACGGCGCCAGCGCGGCGGCGAGCGCGGCGCACCAGCUGGCGGCCGGCCUGGACCGGGCGCUGGCGCUGGCCGCCGGCGGCCGCCAGACGGCGCCACUACACGUCCACAAGGUGGCGCUGGUGGCUGGCAUACCAUACUAUGGAUAUCACAAGAAAAGUCAUUUGUUCUUCAAAGUUUUCCUUUACAACCCAAGGAUGGUUUCAAAAGCUGCGGAACUUCUUCAGAGCGGUGCCGUUAUGCACCGGUCGUUCCAGCCGCACGAGGUGCACAUCCCGUACCUGCUGCAGUUCCUCAUCGACUUCAACCUGCAGGGGAUGAACCUGCUGCACGUGUCCUCUCACAGGGCUCGCACCGAGGCGGGGACGGAGGCCUCCGGAGGGUCGGGACUGGCCGCCGUUAGCAGCUGCCAGCUGGAAGUGGACGUGCACGCCUCCCACAUCCUGAACCGAACCCAGCUGGCGACGGGUGAGCUGUCAGCUGCCGGCCGUCUGGCUUGGGUGACGUCCGGUCCAGGGGGUGCCGGCCAUUGCAGCCGGCAGCCGGUGAUCAGGCGGCACGGCAUGGCCACGCUGCGGGCUGAAGUGCAUGAACCGGACAUCGUGCUGCGCCGGCCCAAGACCAAGUUGGUCUGGGACGGCCACAACUUUGUGCUGCCGCCCGGCGAGAGGGAUCCGGCCCUGAAUCUGGCGCUGGAUCUGGCGCUGGAUUCGGCGCUGGAUCCUGUGCUGGAUCCGGUGCUGGAGCCGGUGAUGGAGCUGGCACUGGAUCCGACGAUGGAGCUGGCGCUGGAUCCGGCGCUGGAUCUGGCGCUGGAGCCGGCGCUGGAACCCUUCGCAAUGGAGCGCCCCUUGAUCGGGUGGAUGGGCAAGGAGGUGCGGGACCUGGAAGUGAUGGUCCGACUGGGCCCGAGGCCCAUGGCGUCUGUGCGGACGUACGGACAGCGGCGAACCGACCCGCCACGCCCGUCCAGCCCGGUGGCGUACAUGGCGGCGGACAGCACGAGCCCGGCGGUGGGCUCGCGGCAGCGGCGGCGCGCGCGACGCGUCCAACGCUCGCUUUCGCCUUCGCCCGGGCCCGAGCCCGGGCCCGGGCUCACGCCCUCGCCGGAGCGCGACAACGACGAGUCGGCCGACUACGUCUGCCGGGCGGGUGAGGUCGACGACGACAGCAGCCACGGUGACACUGCCAGCCCGCCGUGCGGACAAAGGCCGCUGCAGUCGCCCGAGCUCUUCGAGCCGCCUUCCCCGCCGGAGGAGGACGAGGAGGAGGUGCAGGUGCUCUCGCCACCCCAGAUCACGUCUCUGGCGGCGCCGCCGGAGGAGAAGGAGGACGACGACGACCUGAUCCUGCUGUUCGAUAACUCGCAGCGCCCAGGCGUGGAGGUGGUGGACCUGCAGGACUCCGACGACGAGGAGGAGGGCGCCGGGAAUACGGAGCGAGUGCCGUUUGUCGGCAGCCCCGGACUGGGCUCAGGGGAGGGCCCAGAGGCGCCAGACAGCACGGCCGGCUCUGGGCCGGUCCGUGCAGCUGCCUUGCCGCCGCAGGAGUUCUCAGAGUGCUGCAGACCGGAGCAACAGUCAGGGGAUGUCGCGGGGAGCUUCGGUACGGCGAGCCGGCCGCAGGAGGCUGGGGCGAGGCCCGGUGUGGACCAUCGGGCGGAGGAGGCCACAAAGAGCUUCGAGCCCGGCCAACAGCCGCAGGAGGCCGGGGAGAGCCCCGGUGUGAACCGUCGGGCGGAGGAGGCCACAAAGAGCUUCGAGCCCGGUCAACAGCCGCAGGAGGCCGGGGAGAGCUCCGGCGCGGACCGUCGGGCGGGGGAGGCCACAGAGAGCUUCGAGCCCGGUCAACAGCCGCAGGAGGCCGGGGAGAGCUCCGGCGUGGACCGUGCGCCGGGAGAAGUGGCGCGCUGCAGUCCGGACCGCCUGACGCUGGAGGAGGCGCCAGGCUCGGGCAGCGCCGAUAAGUCGGCCUGGCUGCCGCUCCGCGAGAGCUGUCUGUACGACGAGUCGCUGUCGCCGGCGGACGCUCUGUUCGCCGGUGGCGACAGCAGCCCCACCGCUGCUCGCGAGGCGAUCCAGUCUAGGAAGAUGAGGCCCUGGAUGAUGCUGAGCCGUCAGAUGAAGUGGAACACUCAGACAAAGGUGGCCCUUCAGACGGAGGUGGCCCUCCAGACGGAGCGGGACCCUCAGACGGAGCGGGACCCUCAGACGGAGCUGGACCCUCAGACGGAGCUGGGCCCUCAGACGGAGCUGGACCCUCAGACGGAGCUGGACCCUCAGGCGGAGCUGGGCCUUCAGACGGAGCUGGAUCCUCAGAUGGACCGGGGCCCUCAGACGGACCUGUACGCUCAGGUGGAGCUGAAUCCCCAGAUGGACCUGGGCCCUCAGACGGUCCUGUACGCUCAGAUGGAGCUUGGCCCUCAGACGGACCUGUACGCUCAGCUGGAACUGGGCCCUCAGACGGACCUGUAUGCUCAGAUGGAGCUGGAUCCUCAGGUGGACCUGGGCCCUCAGACGGACCUUCGGCCGGCCAGCUCUGAGGAGCCGCAGUCGGAUGACGUGGCAGCGGUGCUGGCACGGGACCGCACCACCUUGGUCAGUCCGGCGCCGGCGCCGCGGGACCCGGCCGGCGCCUCGCCGCUGGAGCCGUCCCUGCUCGUCAGUCCGUCGUACGGCCUCCAACGGGCCAACAGCGCCGACAACACGUACGGGUUCAAGCUGGACUGGGAUAACCUGCAGGACGCCCAGUGUUCGCAUGAGUAUCAAUACCUGACCUGCCUGAGCCUGGAGGUGCACGCCGUGACCCGCGGUGACCUGCUCCCUGACCCGGAGCACGAUCCGGUGGCCGCCGUGUUCUACCACCUGACGGACGAUGUGCCGGAGAACUGGCGACGACCCCGUCAGACCUCCGGCUGUAUCGUGGUCGACGCGCCGUCCGUAGUGUCUGAAUCGACCGGUAGGCGGCGCCACCUGCUGCAGGCGGCCGGCCUGCCCGACCUCGCCGUGCGGUACGUCGCCGACGAGCCGGCCCUGCUGCAGGCGCUGAUCGAUCUGGUCAGCGGCACCGAUCCGGAUAUCCUGCUGGGCUGGGAGGUGCAGCAGCUGUCCUGGGGCUACCUGCUGGAGCGCGCCGAGUGUCUGGGCCGGCCGCUGGUGACGUCCCUGUCGCGGCUGCCCGAGUGCCAGCGCGCCUCGCGCGCCGCUGCCGACUCGGACCCGUACGGCUCGGAGCACACCUCCGAGAUCCACCUGGCCGGCCGGGUGGUGCUGAACGUGUGGCGUCUGCUGCGGCAUGAGGUGGCGCUGUACAGCUACACGUUUGAGAACAUCGCUUACCAGGUGCUGCACCAGCGGCUGCCCGAGUUUAGCUUCCGGCAGCUGACCGAGUGGUGGCAGCACCCGUCCGCCGUCAACAAGUGGCGGGUGGUCGAGUACUACGGCCUCCGCAGCCGGGGCACGCUGCAGAUCCUGGGGCGGCUCGACAUCAUCGGCCGCACGGCCGAGCUGGCCAGGGUGUUCGGCAUCCAGUUCUUCGACGUCAUCUCCCGCGGCUCGCAGUUCCGCGUCGAGUCGAUGAUGCUGCGGCUGGCCAAGCCGCGCAACUUCGUGCCCGUCUCGCCGUCUGUGCAGCAGCGAGCGGCGGCUCGGGCGCCCGAGUGUGUGCAGCUCAUUCUGGAGCCCGAGUCCAAGAUGUACGUGGAUCCCGUGGUGGUACUGGACUUCCAGAGCCUCUACCCGUCCAUGAUCAUCGCCUACAACUACUGCUUCUCGACCUGUCUGGGACGCGUGGAGCACCUCGGACAGCGGGGCGCGUUCCCGCUGGGCUGUACAGCCCUGCAAGUGCCGCCGCCGCUGCUGGCGCGCCUGCUGGCCCGGGACCAGCUGCACGUGUCGCCGAGCGGCGUCGCCUUCGUCACGGCUGACGUGCGCCGCGGCGUGCUGCCCGACAUGCUGGCUGAGAUCCUCGGCACGCGCAUCAUGGUGAAGAAGGCCAUGAAGGCCAACAAGGACAAUCCGUCGGUGAGGCGCCUGCUCGACUUCAAGCAGCUGGGUCUGAAGCUGAUCGCCAACGUAACGUACGGCUACACCUCGGCCAACUUCAGCGGCCGCAUGCCUUGUAUCGAGGUGGGGGACAGCGUGGUCAGCAAGGGCCGCGAGACGCUGGAGCGAGCCAUCCGCACCAUCGAGUCCCGGCCAGAGUGGGCCGCCAGGGUGGUGUACGGCGACGACUCCCUCUUCAUACUGCUCAAGGUGAGGGCCAGGGUGGUGUGCGGCGACACCGACUCCCUCUUCAUGCUGCUCAAGGUGAGGGCCAGGGUGGUGUACGGCGACACCGACCCCUCUUCAUACUGCUCAAGGUGA
This is a messenger RNA of Pollicipes pollicipes, 4719 nucleotides long. RefSeq lists its product as uncharacterized. The record is from RefSeq and is a predicted model, not a curated record. Gene Ontology annotation, molecular function: DNA binding; nucleotide binding; DNA-directed DNA polymerase activity. Gene Ontology annotation, cellular component: nucleus; zeta DNA polymerase complex. Lineage: Eukaryota; Metazoa; Arthropoda; Thecostraca; Pollicipedomorpha; Pollicipedidae. Gene Ontology annotation, biological process: double-strand break repair via homologous recombination; error-prone translesion synthesis.